Messenger RNA from Toxoplasma gondii ME49, 11007 nucleotides. RefSeq names its product AP2 domain transcription factor AP2IV-5 (gene AP2IV5). Gene Ontology annotation, biological process: regulation of DNA-templated transcription. The record is from RefSeq and is a predicted model, not a curated record. The coding region runs from base 3567 to 9467 and encodes 1966 amino acids. Lineage: Eukaryota; Apicomplexa; Conoidasida; Eucoccidiorida; Sarcocystidae. Gene Ontology annotation, molecular function: DNA-binding transcription factor activity. The transcript is spliced from 3 exons.
CUCGGUUUAUGGAUGUUUGUUUGGUCCUAGGUUCUGCCACUCGAACCAGCGUGGUGGACCCUGAAGAGCCAUUAAUGACUGUGGGAUGUCGAGUAGUAAGACCACGUUCGGUGCUCAGUCCUUCAACCCAGCACCAGCAGACUCAGGCUGUCUCCAAUUAGAGACGCGAACUCUGUGUUUCCCUUCCGUCUUUUCCAUAGUAUAGAUGCAACGAUUACGCAUUCUAAGAACUUGACUCCUGUGGCUGUCUCCCUGUGUUCAGCAGCAGUCGCAAGACCCCAUGGCGAAGCUCACAAACCGCCUGUUCCUCUGUGCUCGAACAUUAAAAUUCUUGGGAGUGUGGUGACUUGUCCCCCACUAAAGAUGUUUGUAGACUGCUGUACCACGACACGCUUGUACUCUUCUCCUGCAAUUGUUCAGCCUUUGGAGCAAGGCGUAAUGAGGUAAUCGUGGAGAUGGUCAGGAUAACAGUUUUAUUGUUCGAAGUGAUUUUCGUGACACAACUGCCCGCGUUCUGUUGUUUGGUAGAGAGAAAGCGGCUCUGGUUCUCCCUUGGAAGCAGAUUUAUGGCCCGGGCGCCCCCAGUUUUGUGGAGUCACCCGCGCGGUUGCGAUUCUUUGUUGGCUGUAGCGGAACAGGGGGGCUAGCGCUCGCGUGGUCUCUUGAUGAGUCUCUUCAGACGAGCUGCACUUUUUGAAUUUCCGAUAUCGUGGUUGCCAUCUCGUCCACUUUGUUACUCAUGAUUGGGUGUCAACUAUCCUCAGGGGGAGCUGAGGUUUGAGGUUUUACUAGUCAAAGCGAAGCUGCACGCCUGAUCUGCUGACCAUAGCUCUCCUACUGCUGUGAGUGUCCCUCUGUGGCUCGCUGGCGGCGCGGUCACAGGAUUUCUUCAUUGCUUGUUUUCUCUAAACCUGUGUUCUUGCAAAUGCUGUAAAGCUUCCAUGGGGUGUGGCACAAGCGUCUUUCUGAGCCUGCGUCACGUGUGACAAAAAAGAAGCAAGGGUUCAACGAUGGCGUUCUUUGAUGUCACAAACAGAGCACCAGGGCGGUUGUGCGCCUCAAAUCUUUGUGAGCCCCGGGUCGUCUGGAGAUCGUCUCAUCGCUAGUGUCUCUUCAGACGCUAACGUCACACAUGGGGAUUCCCUCCUCAGAGUUGAGCAGGUCAACAAAGAACUAGGCGGGCCCGACGCUGUCACUUUUUGUUUCUUUUUUGGAACGGUUCAUGGCUUUGCCUGGAGCUGGGCUGUUCUCUACACGAGGUGGCUCUAUACAUUUACACGCAGGUAUGUACAAAUAAGCAGAAUUAACUUUGGAUGAGUUUGCUGUUCUUCAAGGCCGCGUCUCCACAAAUGUUGAAGCGAGGAAAACGCCAGGGGCGAAAUGAAUUGCUACCGCUGUUUCCUUUCCAAUAAACGCAGGUGUCCCCUCCGAGACUCUCGCCCUUUGUGUUUUUGUCCCCGCAGAGGUACAUCUGUAUUCUUGUCAACAUGCGCAUUUUGAAUCAUCUCUCGUGCGGAGCUGUUGUGGCGCUAGUUGUCUGCUCGUCGCUUGUUCAGUCAAUAGGUUUCUUCAUUCGCCUUUUGACGCUGCGUACACCUUUCCCCCUGGAAUGAGGAAACUGCAAAGGCGUGGAGUCUUCGUUUUUGUACUCGUAGAAUAUCCGCCUUCUUCCGUUGAUUAUUACCAACCUACGCGUCGGGGUCAAAAGGUCGACGAAAAAAGAGCAUAAAAUAUCCGGAGGUGAAGAGACGAGGGCAGGUCAUCUGUUUUUCUCCCUUCUCCCUUUCUCCUGUCUCUCGCUUCGCUGGCCGUGCUGUUCUUUUCCAUUUUCGUGCUCGAGCCCGUAUCGCGCCCCGUAGCAAAAAGCGCAAGGUCAUCUUUCGUCACACGAGGUCCAUCUCGGUCACUCACUGACGCGGGCGACACCUGCUGUCUCUCCGCCGUAGCCGGCCUUUUUAAAAACCCUUCUUGUUUCCUUUUCCAUUUCCCUCCCAUGCAGAGCAAACUGAAAGGGAGUACGAAUGGAACAAGGGAACUCGCUGAAACUGAACAAUGGGCUAACUCAAUUUUUUCGCUUCAAAUGCAUCUGCCGUCGUGUGUCAGGCUUGCCAAGCAAGUCCUCUUCCAAAAAGGGACUAACGCUGCACGCCGCCCGCCAGCCGUCCCCGAGUGCUGAAGGCUCUUUUUGUAUGCAUUCUCGGCAUCCAGUGACAAAUUUAAGUACCUGUAUACUCAUCUAUGUAAUUAAAUAUCUCUACAUAUGCAACCAUAUGUGUGAUAGGUAUGUGUUCGUGGGGAUAAGCCUAUGUUCGCGUAAGAGUCGAGCCGUGAGAACGGUAACAUUGUAGAACUGUCGCCUUUCCCGUUGUUCUGACACGGGGGAAGGCGGGCACGCGCUUGUAGGAUGUGUCCUGUUUUCGAGUGAAAAUGUGUCACUCAUUUCGAUCGACUUGAUUCCCACCCCCAACAUCCUAGCAACCAGGGAUCUCCGGUCUUCUGUUCGUGCGCUUCUUCCAGGAUAAUUAGUUCGUACCGUUGUGUGGGAUUUGCAUUCCUUUCUGUAUUGAGAAUCUGUCGCAGGCUUGGUUUGUCGACCGUUGUUUGCUCUCAUCAGCACAGGAGAGGCCGGGUGCAACGCUGUUGGGUGUCCUUGCAGUUGAUAUUUCAGGAGCCUCAUUUGCUGUCUCGAUCAAGCCUGCAGGUGGACUGCAGAAUCAGAAUUAAAGUAGCCGACACCCCUCUUUUCAGUCUCCGCAGUUGUUCCUUGCCUUUCUCCUUGCCGUACUCUUGUUUUUCAUACACGAGUCGCGUUUAAUUGUCUCCCGUGUACCGCGAGAACCAGUCGUGUGCUCGCAGUACACCGUCUCCGUUUGUGGUUUCUUGGCGGCUGCUCUCUUUUGGAAGCACGUUCGCCAUGCUGUUCUUGAGGAACACCAAGCAGAUCAAAUCAGGGGCACUGCAGCACUAACUGCGACACGAUCUGUUACACGCACUUUUAUCUCUCAAUGUCUCAAGGCAGGGCUGCAUGUAUGAAGCUUGACGAGAGCGACCGCGUUUCUGUGUUUUUCAAUCGCCGUUCCCUACCAGCGAAUACCGACGUAUUAGGCCACGGCCUCUAACAAGGAACGGUUCAUUUGCAUGCUCGCCUACGACCACAUUUUGUUCGCGGUGGUAUAUCUUCAUAUGCUGAGCUUGUUGAGGAUGUAUUAUCAUUCAUUGCUUCGUAUAAACAACGGGGACCUUUGUUCUUCUUCGUUCUUUUUUGUUUUUCCUUUUCGCUCCUUGAAAAGAAAAGCUGGUCGCUUGCAUCGCUUAAAAACAUGAAAAAUCUAGGUGAACCCUCCCGGAAGGGAAUACGUUCCGAUGUUGAGUUUACUGCGUAUACUCAUGUACAUCAUACAUGCGUCUAAAUGUAUCUCUAUGAAUCUGGGCGGGUACGCGAUUACACGUUAAGCAGUUGUGUAUACCUAGUGGGUGCAUAUAGUCUGCUUGGUCAUGCAUAUACGCGGGAACCAUUACGUGUGCCUAAGUGAGCUCGCCCGAUGUUCGAGGUGAGCGGGUGAACCAUGCAGGUUGAUUUUCCCAUCAGUCUGUCCGUUUUGGAGGACAGCAAUAAUGCCGUCGAGACACGUUCCGCUUCACCGACGCGCGUGAGGAUACGUGCAAAUCUCAGUGAUGUUGCGGACCAGCUGCUAACCGAAAGACGCCGGGACACCGAGUCAUAUAAUCCGUCGCCUGCCCCAUCGGGGGCUCCAUCCUGUUUUGGGCGAGGAAACGAAACAGGUAUAAUUUUUUGCGAGGGAGAGGCUGGACAAACGACUGCCCCUCUCGUGAAUAGUUCAUCCCUCUGUAAAGCCCCCUCUGAAAAUUCUGACGUGGCGAGGUUUUCGGCAGAAGCACAAGAUCACAACAUUCAGACUUCUGUCGAGGACAUCAGGGAAAUAAGGAAUACCGCUGACUUUUUUCGACUACCAAAUUUCGCCCCGUCCGUAGGAACUGGCGGAGGACACAUCUCGACGCACGGUAAAGCUUCUUCCUCUCUGCCUGUAUCAACAAUCGGAUCUUCUUUCGACAGUAAACAGGAAGGACGAAAUUUCCUGUCUGAGAAUCACCCGGCAGAAAGGUUUUGCCAAGAGGCCCGAAACGGGGAAGAAGUUCACGGAGGUGAUUGGCAAGCGCAUAGGAGGUUCCCUCUUUCACCUUUGAAUGCUCUAGCACUUCCUUCUUGCGGCGAUCAGAGCGGAGGCAUUGUCAACAGUAAAGAAGACAAAGAAAACUGUCUGCUGUCUACUCCACUGCCACGCACAAACCAGGUGGUUGUCACUGGACAGCCCAGCGCCUUCGACAGGAAGAGGGGGACGCUGACCAUUUCUAGUGAAACAACGAAGGAGUUAACAGGAAGCACCACUGCGUCCUCCUCCAGCCUGCCUGCGGAUUGUUCUGCAUCUUGUUCUGCUUGUGGAUUCGCCGUUCUGUCGGCGACGCCCGAGAAACCGACAGUUGCCGUAGCGGAAAACGCCGGUGAUACCGACUCGUCUUUUCUCUCGUUUAGUCCACUCAAAGAGCUGACGAACCAUCGCCAGCCUGCUGUGGAUGCCCAGGACGCGUGGAAGAAACCGGAAACAGCAACAGCUUUCCGACAGGUUUGCCCCACAUACGCUCUCCACGCCGAACUUGUGGAGAAGGCGACAGAUUUCCGGACGCUGGCGCUUUAUCUUCUGGUCUGCUUCGGCCCGCUGCUUCAGCUGCUUCAGUGCUACGUGGAGCAGAAGGUUUCGGCAGCUUCACCUUCGUUUCAGAACAAAACAGAAACGAGGGCCACACAUCGGCAAAACGAAGACGACUGUUUCUUGACAUUCGACGUUCACGGCGAAUGCACAGGUUCGAGGUCGACAUCAGAGGAUUAUUUCGCUGAUUCGGAAAGACACGAAGAGACUGAGCAGGUACCGACACAGCUGACCGGCGUUCUGUCUGACAAGCUGAAAGGGAUUGGGGCAAUUCUUCAAGUGUUAAUCGAAUCAACUUCGACUGCUUGUUCCCAGGCGCUCGACGCUGUGUGUGAUGCUCUGGCUGUGACAGAACACACGGAAUUACAGAGACUUCCUCACACGCUCUUAUCCUUUGGUCAGAAAGCCCCUGACUCUCUAUCCUCUUGUGUCGCGCGUGGUAGUGCGCGUGUAAGCAGCAUGGAGGCGGGAGAGGAGGCGGCACAGUGCGGUGGGUCUCAGGGCAAACGUAAUGAAGAAGAGACACGCAGACCUGGAAUGGAAGAAGAAGGUCAAGAGUCGAUGAACUGUGAGAAGGCAUCCACGAACUGCGAUGGAGACAAGCAUGAGGAAGGGAAAACGCGAGAGAAAACGGCUGGUGAGGGAAGCGAGGGCGAUGGUCGGACGGAGGCACUACAAGGUUCGUUUCACAACUCGAUAUCCGCCGAGUUAAUUUCGGUGCCUCUGUGGUCGGGCACAGCUCAGGAAGUCUUAGAGCAGGAGCACGGGCACGAGAGAAGGCCGAUAUCAGAGGAGCAACAGAAACUAGAAGAGGAGUCUGAAAACAAAGAGACUGGCAACUGUGAGUCACCUUCUUACGCUCCGAGAAUCGAGGAAACACUGCCGACUCAUGACGACGAAUGCACUCACUCGUGGACAGAUGCCGCGGAACAAGGAGAAGAAAAAGGCAACGAAAACCGCCCUGGUGAGGGCGAGAAGACGCCGUGCGAAACGCUUCCGGAAAACCUCCAGUGGAUGGCCCACCAGUUGGCCACGCCCUUGGACAACCUCCGAGGUGAGGAAGAAGAGGAGCAGUUGCUCAGAGCUCAACUUUCGUUUCCCUCCUUCUUCAGGCUUCCCCCGGCCUCCGAUGCAUCUGCUCCCGCUGCCGUGCCACAUUCGGGGGAGGCCGAAGUGCUCGGCCAUCGAAGGAGCGAAGAGCGAAACGAGCAAAACAGAGGAGACAAAGGGCAAGGACAGACCCCGGAGUUUAUCCCAGCGGGAGGCUCUUGUGGCAAAGGACGACGCCUGCAGGGUGCAGACGAGCACGAGCUCGAUAUAGGUGCCCGAAGGGAAGAUACGACAGAAACGGAACGCGUCCGCCGGAGAUCUGAAACCCUAGCCGCAGAGCUCAUUCACAUCUUAGAGAACGCGAACUACCAAAAGCACUUGCGUGCUCGAGAGAAACAUCAGCAUAGCCAGUUGCUCGUUCUGCUUCGGAAACUCCAAGAGCAGCAAACGCAGGAUGCCGGAGACCGUUUCGUUUGCUCCUCGACACGCGGAAAGAAUGGCGUAGCGGAAGGACAUUCCGGUUUCUUUUCCACAGUCCCAUCCUGCGUGUAUGAGAGUCCGACUCUCACCGGGAUCCCGACACGUGAUACGCAGUCGCCUCUGUCUUCGUUGUAUGCUUCGCGUUUGGCGUCGAAACGCGUUUCUGUUUCUUCGUCGUCAGGAGGUAUGCCCGUUGGUUCCUGUACAACGACAGCCUCUGCCCAGGCUUCGUCUGGAGGUCCACGUACCUUGGCAAAUGCGUACUCACCUCUCUCUUCGACCCCUCCUUCUCCUGCCUCGUCCCUGCUUUCUCCACCUCAGAACCUUUCCUCUCAGCAGCUGGUCGGGUCCUCUGCGGACAAUCUGCCAUCGUCGCCUCUUCUUCUUCCCUCGUCUUAUCUUUCGAUAAAGCAGUCGGCAGUCCCGCAUCGUCUAGCAAAUGCCUUGAGCCACAUCGCAAGUAGCGCCGUGAGUGGAGACAGCCUGCUGGCCACAAAAGCAGAGGAUGCGGGACCUGUAAGGAACGCUGAGAGAGAACCUUCGACGGUUGCCUUCCCCAGCCGAGCAGCUCCAAACGGCAAGCCACUGGGUGUCUUCUCAGGGGAGAGCACUGCUGACCAGCUCUCUGCAGUGUUGACUUUUGCUUCUGCCUCGGCUCCUCGUCUUACGUCCGUGAGCGCACCCGAAGUCGGCUUCGAGACCAAGAGAACAGGGGACGAAGCGUUGCCGUCUCUGUCUUUUUCAGGCGUACAUGCUGUCAAAGGGCAGCAAGAGGUCAGCUCCGUGGAGCGGGAAGACGAGAGAUUUUCUUCUGACAGCGCGCCUAAAGGGAUUUUGCGGACGGCAGUCCAGUUGUUUCUGAGGAGACAGAAAAGCGAACUUGCGGAACGUGUUUCUGCGGGAGACAGUGCGCGCGAGUGGAGAGAAGGACGGGGAAAGGCGUUUAGGGAUGAAGGCCUUUCACAGUCACAUUUUGCCUCCCUCUCGCUUCCAUACUCACCACCACACUGUCCGUUCUCGACAGGUCAAGGGUCUAGGGUAACGUCCUCGACUCUCUCAGAACCUUGUUCGUCUCACAUUCCUUCUCUCCUAGGCAGCUGUGCAACACAUGUGGCAUCGACGGAGACGGAAGAGUUGACAGGGACUGCUGGGGAACAAGAAGGCCCUGGACGAGAUCUGCAUCCUGACGUAUUUUCUUUUCCCUCGUUCUCUGCCUUCCUGUCCAGAGUGGUGGCUCAGGCUCAGGAAGAAGAUACUCAAGCGAGACGAGAAGACCACAGAAGACCUCGCGAGGACGGAACCGAAAGGGGACACGUUGGGGGAGACAGUGAGAGACGGCCAGAAGAUCGGAAAGCAAGUCGGCGAGCGGGUGGGAGUAACAUCGAGGGAGUGGAAGCAGAUACGAAGCGCGUGUCGAAUGCUGACCAGGACGACGCGGAUGAAGGGCGUUUCUUUCGUAAUCUCGCUCUCCACCUCGUUCGGUUAUCCAAGAGAGAACAAGAAGAGAGACACCGAGGCAGGGCAUCUCACCUAUCGGAGACGUACAGUUCCGCUGACGUAGGCAGCACGAAUCCACACACGUUUUCUAGCUCGAAUGCUUGUGCUUCCACCGACCGAAGGAGCAAUCCUCUCUCGAACUCUCCUUCAGAUACAGACAGACCUGGUGAAGCGACACCUUCCUCUUGUAUCGGUUCGACAAAGCUUGGCUCUCUAGGCCACCGAAACCGGAAUGACUGGCACAGUGACAGUGGGUUGCAGUCAGUCCUAUCCUCUCUCUCAACGAGCGGGCCUGGACACGCGUUGGAAACGCCUACGUCCUUUUUUGGUUCAGGUGGAACACCCUUGACGUCUUCUGCUUUUGAGUUGUCAAGCCGGCCACCGUUUGGGGAGGAAGGGGAUAGGAAUGCAGCUUCUCUUCCUUUCUCUGGUGGGGAGUUGCCGUCUCACUUGCUUCUGUAUUCCUCUCCCGAGUUUCGAGGCCAAAGCACAAGGCGACUCGCGCCAUCCGUUCCUCUCUCUCCCUUCACGGAUCCAACGAGCCAAGGGGCGACCGGGGGGGAUUCGUCCCGUUUGGGCGAGUGCACAAGCGCGCUGUCUCCUCCGCUAAAGGAUGGCGGGGCUUCGCGAAGUGUGGCGGGGGCAGUGGAGGGGCUGUUACCGUUUGUGGGACCGCCGGCGGGGGUGUCUCCGUUUGUGGGGUGCCGGGGCCUAGGUGGCGGGGACUGCCGCUGCGGAGGCCCAGAGACCGGAUGCUUGUAUCGCAGUGGCGUGAGUGGUGUUGUGUAUGACAAAAGCGGACAGAAGUGGACGGCUCGUUGGAACGAAGAUGGAAAACAACAUAAACGGACUUUCGCAGCGGCGAAAUACGGCUUUCUGAACGCGAAAAUGAGAGCCGAGGCAUGCCGAGGCGAGGCGAGAGAACGGGCGGCCGCCCGAGCCCGUCAGGCGACAGAGCGAAGUCAGCAGCGCCGGACAGACACGAGCAAGGGGACACGCGGUAUAGGGGGAGAGCGAGACAAAUCUCGUUUUUCAUGCGUUGCGGCGCCUUCGUGUUUCCAGACAGGAGCGUCGCUCAGUGUAAGAAGUGCAAGGGCAUGCGACGAAGGCGAGAGAGGAAGAGAAGAACCAGGUGCCUACGUAGGCAAACAUCUCGGUGUGGAUCCCGGUGCGUUUCCGCCUACGUCGGCGAAGCACGACAGUGAAGCAGAAGGAGAAGAAGGGGAAGGGCGAAGAGACCAGGAAUGCGCACGCGAAACAGGAAACACAGCCACGAUCCCUGGUCAGAAAACCGUGAAGAGGGAGCUGCGAGUCGUAACACUUGAGCAGCUCGCGGCUCCUCCGUCUUUGAUGGAGCCGGCAGGGCGGCAAGCAGAAGCGAGAGAAAGCGAAGGGAGCGAGGAGGCGAAAAGGAUGGCGAGGGAUGCUAGUAGCGAGAUUGGGAAAGAGACAGAGGAGGACGACAAGGGGGUGCUUACGGCAGUAGGGCAUGACGAGUGUCUGGCGAAGGCAAAGAACGAUGCACAGACAGAAGUCGGAAAGUUGGAUGAAUCGAGGAAGGAGAAAAGGACGAAGGAAGACGACGACGAAGCAGAGGCUUCAUCAUUGAGAGAAAGCGAAAACAACGAAGGUACAAAAAGCAAGCGACGAAGAAAGGACGGGGACGAAGAAUGGAGUGUUACAGACGCAGAGGACGACGAAGACGAAACAUGAGCCGUUUGUAAAGGAGUCUAACCGAGGACAGGCAGACAAAUGUACCUAUCAGCGCGGCCGUGUGCAGACAAGAAUCGACCUCUAACCGUAUAUCCUUUUUUUGGACCCCCGAAGUGUGAAAUAAGCCAGGCUCAACGGGGGCUGCUAGUGGUUACGCUCUAUUUAUAUAUAUACAUAUAUACACACAUAUAUACACAUACAUACAUGUACAGAUGAAGAAUAUGGUGUGAUCGCCAUCAGGGCGUCUAGACGUGACGGGUGCGAGCGUGCAGAGCUUCGCUUAGCAUUGUUAUUAGGUAUGCAUGCUGUUGAGACAAACGUGUUGUUGCACCUCUGCAUGUGGUUUUCUAUUUGUGUGUGCCUGUGUGAUUUUGGUCGAACUUUAGUGGAAGAGUCUGUAUGCUGCCUGCACUCGGUGGCUUACCUCUUAAACGUACAAACUGUGUUUUUUCACAGUAAACUUGUGCAGUCUGGUUGUUUGAUGUGACUGUGAUUUGCGGUACCUCUGCUUCCGCCGCGUGCGUCGUCGCACGCCUGUUCGCAACUGUUGCCUUGCAUUUGCUUCCUCUUGUGAGAGAUGCGGUCCGUAUGCGACAUUCACCACCGUCUUACGAGGUGGCAAAUGCUGAGCUGCGCUGUCAUAUGUGAAGGAAAACAGUUUCGCUGUAAACACAUUGGGAUGUUUCUAGGGCGUCUCUCUGUCCGUUACCUAAGGACCAAAGGUUAAGAUAAAAAUCACUGCAUCUCAAGAUGCAAAGGGUUGUGUCAGUAUAAAUAUCGGUUUAGGCUUACGGGCGUGAGAUUGUCUGUCCGUUGGCCACGUACGAGCUGUACUUGUUUGUUGCCUCUGCGUCCUCUUUGUCCCCUCGUCGCCAUUUCCCUGUUGCGUUCGCUGAUGCCGCCGAUGAAACGGAAACCUGCGUCUUCACAUCGGGCACUUGCUUGCGUUUCUCGAUGCCCUGAUCCAUCUUUCGCGUUCUUGUGCCCGGGACUGGACCCCAUCUUCAGGUUUGACUCGGGUUCUUUUAUGUGAAUGCUUGGUGAGUGUUUUUUAUACUGUUUCUGUCCUCCCGUGUUGAGUGGAAAUUUCAGACGAAUGCCUCUUCCUUUCUGCUUUUCACUGUUCCUUUUCUGUUCUGCUGCCGUUGUCGCGACUGAAUCCACUGGAUAACUACUGCUCCACUUUCGUUUGUUAACGGUUUCUCUGUCGCCUGUACCUCCCGUUCCACGAUGUUGCGGAGAUCACUCUCUCAGCGUCGUUUGCCUCAAUUCUGGUGUGCCCUGAUUUCGUUCUUUUCUAUACCAGCUUGUUUGCCUCUUAGUUGCGGUGAGAUAUCGCGGGCAGCCACCGCUGACCAGCCUCCCGCAUGCGACGAGGUGAGUAUAUGGGAGCACUGCGGGAGAGCGAGUUUAUGAUUUCUGUUAUUGCUGUGUGCGGAGGCAAGAGAGGAAUCGAGGCGACGGACAUGCUACCGUGUUUUCAGUUGUAGCUCGACGGUAAAAAACGGCGCGCUUAUCUUUUCAACAAGGUGUCUUCGGC